AUGGCAUUUGCUUCUGCUUUUCGUCGCAUUCUCAGCGGAUCUUCGAUGCCUCCUUCUACUCUCCAUCCUCAGUUCUCUUGGGUUCGUUUCAAUUCAACCCUCACAUCCCCAAAGCUAUUCGUCAGUGGCCUUUCAAGAUUAACAACUGAUGAAAAGCUUGCAGACACAUUUGCCCCAUUUGGCCAGCUUAUCGAAGCAAAAGUAAUUGUAGAUAGAGCCUCUGGAAGAUCUAAGGGGUUUGGUUUUGUUACAUAUGAAACAAUAGAAGCAGCUGAGAAAGCUCGGGAAGGAAUGAAUGCCAAGUUCUUGGACGGAUGGGUUAUUUUUGUCGAUCCUGCCAGGCCAAGGGAGCGGAGACCUCCACCUCAACCAGAGCCACAGCCCUCUGAAACUGGUUUCAGAACAAAUAAGACUAUUGGUUGGAGUGGUUGA
Messenger RNA from Ilex paraguariensis (yerba mate), 432 nucleotides. Lineage: Eukaryota; Viridiplantae; Streptophyta; Magnoliopsida; Aquifoliales; Aquifoliaceae. The record is from the annotation of a GenBank genome assembly.